Messenger RNA from Adineta ricciae, 2691 nucleotides. Lineage: Eukaryota; Metazoa; Rotifera; Eurotatoria; Adinetida; Adinetidae. The record is from the annotation of a GenBank genome assembly.
AUGAGUCGUUACAAGCAGUUCGACGAUGAGCUAAGUACAGCGGAUGUGCCUGAAGCAGCAGUUUUACCCGAGCUUGACGUUGAUGAACCAAAUCAAUUAGAAUUCAAACCUCAACUUCGUAAUUACGAAUCCAAUGGUGUGUCUUCAACGAAGAAACUCAAUAUGGAUUAUUUGAAAAUUUAUCUCUUCAGACGGUCGCGUUUAGAACGUUUUCUGAUGAUUACGACAAUUCUUCUUCUAUUUAUAUUAUUCAUGAGUUUUGUAUCAGUUCACAAUCGUCAGCAAGGGAAGAAAGCAGAGCGAUCUGAACAAAUGUGUUUAGCACCCGCUUGUAUUCAAGUUUCUUCGGCGAUCUAUUCAGGAAUGAACGAAUCUGUCGAACCAUGCGAUGAUUUUCAUGAAUUCGUAUGCGGCCAGUGGAUUAAAAGAAAUCUUAUUCCGAAAGGUCAUUCAAGUUGGUCGACAACGAAAGAACUUAGCCGGAAAAAUCUUAUUCUACUGAAAGGUAUUCUCGAACAACAGGUCACAAGUGAUGGAGCCCAAAGAGAUUUCAAUGCUGAGUAUGAAGCAGUGAAAUUCUAUCGAUCCUGCAUGAAUGUAGAUGAUAUUGAACAACAAGGAGUUCAACCAUUGGAAAAAUUUUUGCAAGAGAAUUUCAAUUUCACAUUGAACCAAUGGAUUCAUAUCGAUCAAAAUCGAACAUGGGAAGAACAAUUUGCUUUAUUAACUAAGAUUCUUCUGUCGAAAUAUGGAUUUUCAUAUCUCUUAACCAUCGCAAUCGGACCCGAUGAUAAGAAUUCAUCAUGGAAUGUGCUUCAUGUCAACCAACCUCAACUCGGUCUUGAUAGUCGUGAUUAUUAUAUCAAUUCAUCGACGAAUAAUCGCAGUGAUCCUGAGACUGAUGCUCGAAAUAAAAUUAUUCGGGAUACAUAUAUCAAAGUCGCUGCUGAUGUUUUACAAUAUAUUGGUUUCGAUAAGAAUCAAUCUGAAAAGCGUAUCAACGAUAUUGUUGCUUUUGAAACUGAACUUGCUAUUGUCAGUUUACCGAUGGAAGUCUUACAGAAACCGAAUGAAACAUAUUUUCUAAUGAGCUUAAAGCAACUUCAAGAUUUGUAUCAACCAUUGAAAGUGGAUAUUUAUUCUCUUCUCAAUGAUAUGUUAAGCAUCAAUGCAUCAAAUCCAAUAAAACUCAACGAAAACGAGCAAGUCAUUGUCCUUUCAAUCGAUAUGAUGCUUAAAGUUUCAAAGAUAUUGCAAGCUUACUUAUUAAAUCCACAGAAAAGUCAUAUAGUUAUCGAUCAUAUAUUAUUUUCACUAAUUUUCGAUCUCAGUUCGCAUUUAUCGACCACCUUUGAAAAAUUAUCAUUUCCACUGUUGAAAGAACUCUAUGGAAUGGAAUCCCUACCUGAGCGAUGGGAACAGUGCAUCAAAGAAACCGAUGGAGCAUUUGGUUAUGGUCUCGGUGCUCUGUAUACGAAAGCGGUUUUUGGUGAGAAAGAUCGUCAACAAGCGUAUGAAUUGAUUUCAAAUAUUCGUGAAAUGUUUGAUACAAAUCUUGAUCAGAUGGCUUGGAUUGAUGAACAAUCGAAAAGUGAAGCAAAGAAAAAAUUGAAGAAAAUGACGGAAAAAAUUGGAUACCCCGAUUUCAUUAAUAAUAGAACAAAACUAAACGAACGAUACAUGGGUCACUCAAUGAUUGAAAAUGAGUAUUUCAACAAUGGAAUCAAAGUUUCACAGCGCGAACGUCGACGAUCAAUUUUAAAAUUUCGUCAAAAAGUCGAUCUCACCGACUGGAGUAUGACACCACGAACUGUAAAUGCUUACUAUACAUCAUCAGCCAAUGAGAUCGUUUUUCCGGCCGGAAUUCUUCAACCACCAUUUUUUCAUAAGGAUAUUCCAAUCUCCAUGAAUUAUGGUGCAAUUGGCACAGUUAUCGGUCAUGAGAUCACACAUGGUUUCGACGACCAAGGUCGAGAAUAUGACGCGGAUGGAAAUAUGCGUUCAUGGUGGACUAAAUUAGCGUUGGACAACUUCGAAGAACGAACCAAAUGUUUCGUUGAACAAUAUUCAGGCUAUGCAUUGGAUGGACAGGCCGAAAAUGGGCAAAGAACAUUAAGUGAAAACAUCGCAGAUAACGGUGGCUUAAAAUUAUCUUAUCUCGCUUACCAAAAGCAUAAACAACGUCGAUUAAAUAACGGCAAUAAUCUUCGUUUACCCGGCCUAUCUUACAACAAUGAUCAGCUAUUCUUUAUUGCAUUUGCUCACAGUUGGUGCAGUUUGGAAACACCCAAUGCUAUCCAUUAUGAUCUAAUCAAUGAUCCACACUCGCCUGCACGUAUUCGUAUCAUUGGUACAAUUUCAAAUAGUGUCGAAUUUGCUCAAGCAUUUUCAUGUCUACCAAAAUCACGGAUGAAUCCGAGUAAAAAAUGCCAUUUAUGUUUAAUUGCUUUCAUGUUGUUGAACAAAUUAAGUGUUUCUCUCUGUCGCAUUUUAAAUGUUUUUUGUACAAAUUUUAAUUUCACUUCUAUUAAUUCAUGUAAAUAUAUCUCUACACAAUACUUUUACGCGAUUUACUCUCAAACAAAGAGUCAAAAAUAUAAAAUGAUAAUGCAUGAUAAGAGAAAUACAAAACAAACAUGCUUUAAUGCUUUACAAAGUCUCUAUAGAACAUGUCUUGAAUGUAGACUUUAA